Messenger RNA from Macrosteles quadrilineatus (aster leafhopper), 1432 nucleotides. RefSeq names its product transcription factor HES-1-A-like. The record is from RefSeq and is a predicted model, not a curated record. Gene Ontology annotation, molecular function: protein dimerization activity; RNA polymerase II cis-regulatory region sequence-specific DNA binding; DNA-binding transcription factor activity, RNA polymerase II-specific. Gene Ontology annotation, cellular component: nucleus. Bases 149 to 1423 code for a protein of 424 amino acids. The transcript has 5 exons. Gene Ontology annotation, biological process: anterior/posterior pattern specification; regulation of neurogenesis; regulation of transcription by RNA polymerase II. Lineage: Eukaryota; Metazoa; Arthropoda; Insecta; Hemiptera; Cicadellidae.
CGCUGGAAGCACGUCGUCUCCCGCGGUCUUACUUUCGUUAUCAGCUGAUCGAUUGUUGCGAAUGUGUUGAUCAUGUGUUGUGUUGGUGUGAUGACUAGUUGAGUUGGUUGUGUUGUUGUGAUAUCUACAGUGUGUUAUCACUGGCAGGAUGCCCAUCAGCGAGGAUGAGAUGGACCAGGGAUAUGUGUCACAUCAGCAAGGAUCAACGAUGUCCAAAGCUGAACAGAGACGGAGCAACAAGCCCAUCAUGGAGAAGCGACGGCGAGCUCGCAUCAACCACUGUCUCAACGAACUCAAGUCCCUCAUCCUGGACGCUAUGAACAAGGACCCUGCUAGACACUCGAAGUUAGAGAAGGCAGAUAUCCUAGAGAUGACAGUCAAACAUCUACAGACCAUACAACGCCAGCAACUGUCGCUGGCGGCCGGCGCAGACCCCACUGUGGUCCAGCGCUUCCAGUCUGGCUUCACAGAGUGCGCCGGCGAGGUAGGCCGAUACAUUGGCCGACUAGAUGGAGUAGAAGCUGGGGUCAAGCAGAGGUUGGUCAGCCAUCUUGCAUCUUGUGUCAAUGGUCUACAGCAGAUGGCCACACCUUCGUCUCAGACUGGUCCUCCAAGUAGCCGGCCAUCUUCAGAAGAUGUGAAUAACAACACAGCGUCUGCCAGGCUGCAGAUGAUGACAGGGCUACAGCUGAUCCCCAGCAGGUUGCCGUCCGGAGAACUGGCGUUGCUGCUACCCAACUCCCAGCAUCUGCCUUGCUUUCCCCCACCCCUGGACAACCAGGUGACCACCACCAGUGAGCCGCAGGGUCGCCCCAGUGCCUUCACAGCGGUCGCACGGUCACGGUCGCCUCCUGUCAGUCCAUCCUCCACCACGAUGUCCAGCUAUGGUGAGGAGUCUUGUGACCAACCCUUCCCCAGCCCUGAGGUCUCCUCCACGUCCGAACACCACCAGGACUAUCCUCCGAGAGAACCACAAAAUUUAAAAGAACCAAACAGCUUUACAAGUUUCAAUGCACCGAUUCAACCCUUGACUGUUAUAACUUCAGAUGAGAUGCUGAAAGCCUUUCCACAACGUUAUACUGAUCGAAAACCCACUUUUAAGGAUCCUUUAGACUACUCUGUGAAAAAAGACUACAUUCCUCAUCCAGUUAAAAGACCACUACCGAAUGAAUCCAACUUAUUGAUUGAAGCAACUGAUUACCAACCUCCUUUAAAGGUACAAAAAACUUUCAGAGAAAAUUUACCUCAGAAUAAUAUCUUUGAGGAGAGAAAAAGUUUGUUUGAAAUUCAAAAUAAAUCACACACUGUUAUCACCCACCAUCGAAAUGAUAGUUCACUUGACAGAAAAAGUCUGCUUGAAAUUCAAAACCAACCAUCUACCUCAUCUUCACAAGUUUCUCGUGAUAUGUGGCGACCUUGGUGACUUCCGAUU